This is a messenger RNA of Parastagonospora nodorum SN15, 1743 nucleotides long. RefSeq lists its product as hypothetical. Gene Ontology annotation, biological process: carboxylic acid metabolic process; sphingolipid catabolic process. The transcript is spliced from 3 exons. Gene Ontology annotation, molecular function: pyridoxal phosphate binding; sphinganine-1-phosphate aldolase activity. The record is from RefSeq and is a predicted model, not a curated record. Gene Ontology annotation, cellular component: endoplasmic reticulum. Lineage: Eukaryota; Fungi; Ascomycota; Dothideomycetes; Pleosporales; Phaeosphaeriaceae. The coding region runs from base 1 to 1743 and encodes 580 amino acids.
AUGCCUGGCUCGUCACGCCUCCCCGUCAGUCUCCGCGACACGUUCAAUGCGCGACGGAGCUCUCCCAAAGGCCAGCUCGUUGCCCUGAACAUCGAAGUGUACGUGACCUCCGACUCACAAGCGCCCAUACAGGCCCUCAUCCGGAACAUUGUCUUCGUCCUCUUCUUGCUGCGAUGGACGCGCAAGCUCUUCUACCAACUCAAAGGCCGUGGCAUCUUCGGCUCCCUCGGUGACCUCUACCUUAGCAUCCGCCGCUACCUCUACGGUGUUUUCCUGCGCCUGCCUGGUGUCCGGACCAAAGUGCAGACCCAGAUUGCCGAAUCUAUCCUCAAGCUCGAGAAAAAACUCGUACCCAGCGGCCCCGGUAUUGAGCGCAUCAUCAGCCUGCCCACCAUAGGAUGGAGCGAAGAGGAUGUGCGCAAGAAGCUGGGAGAGCUAGCCGGCAUGGAACAUACCAAGUGGGAAGAUGGCAGAGUUAGCGGAGCCGUGUAUCAUGGCGGCGAGGACUUGAUCCGGCUGCAGACGGAGGCUUUUGGCAAGUUCACUGUGGCGAACCCCAUUCAUCCAGACGUCUUCCCCGGCGUACGCAAGAUGGAAGCCGAGGUGGUGGCUAUGGUCCUCUCGCUAUUCAGCGCUCCCGAAGGUGCUGUGGGUGUCACCACGUCCGGUGGCACCGAGUCUAUCCUUAUGGCAUGCCUCUCUGCGCGCAACAAGGCUUACAAGGAGCGCGGCGUCACGGAGCCCGAGAUGAUACUGCCCGAGACAGCGCACACAGCGUUCCGCAAAGCUGGCGAGUACUUCAAGAUCAAGAUACAUCUGGUCGAAUGCAAAGCGCCCACCUACAAGGUCCAUAUCCCCUCCGUCUCCGCUCUAGUCAAUCCGAAUACAGUGCUGUUGGUCGGCUCAGCGCCCAACUUCCCCCAUGGCAUCAUUGACGACAUCUCUGGUCUCAGCAAGCUGGCACAGAAGAAGAAACUCCCUCUGCACGUCGACUGCUGUCUUGGGUCUUUCAUUAUUCCAAUGCUGACCAAGGCUGGAUUUGAAGCGGAGCCUUUUGACUUCCGUCUGCAAGGUGUCACCAGCAUCUCGUGUGAUACCCAUAAGUACGGAUUCGCUCCCAAAGGCAAUUCCACCGUGCUGUACCGCUCCGACGACUUCCGCAAGUACCAAUACUUCAUCUCGCCUGACUGGUCUGGAGGCGUGUAUGCUUCGCCAUCAAUUGCUGGUUCGCGGCCGGGUGCGUUGAUUGCAGGAUGUUGGGCCAGUCUUGUCAAGCAGGGCGAGAACGGUUACAUUGAUGCAUGCCACAAGAUUGUUGGUGGCAUGAAGAAGAUCGAGUCGGCUAUCCGCGAAAGGCCAGAGCUAGCCUCUGACUUGAAGGUCAUUGGCAAGCCUCUGGUUUCGGUUGUCUCCUUCCUCUCUGACACGAUUGACAUCUACGAUAUCGCUGAUGGCAUGUCGGGCAAAGGCUGGCACUUGAACGCAUUGCAGAACCCGCCAGCCAUCCACAUUGCUGUAACACUGCCAAUCGUCGCAGUUGUUGACAAGCUGAUAGAAGACCUGGUCGAGGUAACGGAGGAUGUCAAAGACAAGGAGCGACGUAGGAUUGCAGAGGGCAAGGGCGCAAAAGGUGCUGUCAAGGGAGAUGCUGCAGCACUAUACGGCGUUGCUGGCAGUCUACCAAACAAGAGCGUUGUUGUUGACCUGGCCAAGGGCUUCUUGGACACCUUGUACAAAGCCUGA